UUUUUAAACUUACCCUGUAUAUACAAAGAUGGCGUCGAAGAAACCGUGUAGAUAUGGCGGGAAUUGUUAUAGAAAGAACCCACAGCAUUUACGGGAUUAUAGCCAUCCAAAUGAUUCACCAGAGUCAGAUGAGGAAGCAAACAAUCCCAAAAGAAAAAGAGCGAAUGAUGUCAUCGAUUCAGAGGAAAAUGAAACGAAAAAAACUAAAGGUGUGGAUUCGCCAAAAGACAAUGAUCCUGAAGAGGCAUCGGAGAGCCCCAAUGAAAGCAGUUGUGAUGCCAAAGCAGAAGAAGAAACUGAUUCAGAUCAAAUGGAUAAUGACAUCCCAUCCCCCGAUAAUGUUAAAGAUAACAUUAAGCAAAAGUAUCUUAUGGAAAUGCCAGAAGAUUUUUACCAAUUUUGGGAGUUUUGCAAAGAGCAAAAUAAAUCACAACCAGAAAACGCAAUGUAUUCAUUCCUGGGUUGGAAGCUAGUCGGACCAUAUGACAUUCUUGCGGGAAAACAUAAAGGAAUCAGCAGAAACAAGAAUGGAAGAAGGCCUAACUACCUCUUGCACUACCGCUAUUACUAUGAUCCUCCAGAAUUUAUGACUGUUAUUAGAGGUGAUGACAAAACUCAGUUCCAUAUUGGAUAUUUCAGAGAUGUUCCUUCAGAAAUGCCAGUGUUUGUUGCUGUGAACCAAGCAGCAGAUUCAUGUAACAUAGUGCCUAGAGGAGAAAACAUAUUUGGUGCUGUGAAAAAUAUCAUUGAUGAAACAUUAAAAGCAAAAUCUACUGAUCAGGAAAAGAAGAAAAAGAUGGAACAUUUCCAGAGUAAAUUGGUUAACUUUGCGCAGACCAAAGGCAUUUGUUUAGCCUUACAAAGCCCUUCAAUGAAACAACGCAAUAAAAAAGUUGUUUGCAAGAGUUUUCAUGGGGCUGGAAUUGUUGUUCCUGUUGACCAGAAUGAGGUUGGCUAUAGGCCAGUACCGGAAACACCAGCUGAUUUAAAGAAAAUGUUGAAGAAAGUCGUGGAUAGUAAAACUGAAAAGGAAAGAGACAAGAAUAUGGACCCUAUUCAAGAACUUGUGACACUUGUACAGUUUGCAAAUGAUGAAUGUGAUUAUGGGGAGGGACUUGAACUUGGCAUUGACCUAUUUUCCUAUGGAGGAGAUGUCCUUCAUCCCAUUGUGGAACAUUUGCUCCCCCUCGCUUAUCAGCUUCUGGGACGUUUUGAAUACAAAGAAAUUAUUGAGUUGCAUUUGCGACACAGAUCGCAUAAAGUUAACAAUGAACUGGAACUCUGAAAAAUAAUUUCAGUUUCUUCCGAAAAUGCCAGCAACCAUAGAUAAUAUGUAUAGUUUACUUGUAUUCAUAGUUUGUACCUAUUUUCAAGUAAAGCAGAUAUGUACACAUUCAA
Molecule: messenger RNA, 1398 nt
Organism: Magallana angulata
Lineage: Eukaryota; Metazoa; Mollusca; Bivalvia; Ostreida; Ostreidae
Product: histone PARylation factor 1-like
Exons: 1
Coding region: 29-1285 (418 amino acids)
Biological process (GO): DNA damage response; regulation of protein ADP-ribosylation
Cellular component (GO): nucleus
Molecular function (GO): poly-ADP-D-ribose binding; histone binding
Source: RefSeq, a predicted model, not a curated record